Molecule: messenger RNA, 1029 nt
Organism: Dacryopinax primogenitus
Lineage: Eukaryota; Fungi; Basidiomycota; Dacrymycetes; Dacrymycetales; Dacrymycetaceae
Product: GroES-like protein
Exons: 4
Coding region: 1-1029 (342 amino acids)
Molecular function (GO): oxidoreductase activity, acting on NAD(P)H
Source: RefSeq, a predicted model, not a curated record
AUGGCUCUCCCCUUCCAAGCGCUCUCCCUCACCUCGCACAAGCAGACGACUCCCCUCACACUGCUGCCCUUCACCGAGCCCGAACUAGGCACGGGAGAGCUACUGAUUCAGAACGUAGCGGUCGCACAGAACCCGGUGGACUGGAAACAGAUCGACUUUGAUUUUAACAUCCCUAGCUUGCCCUUCGUCCCGGGUGCUGACAUAGCUGGGGUGGUAUACAAGGUCGGCCCGAGUGUGGAGGGCUUCAAAGGUGGGGAUAGGGUCAUCUCCUGGCUGACCCGAAAGACCGCUCGUCAUGGCGGUUACCAGACAUACAGCAUCGCCUCUCACGGGCGCACAUUUCAUCUUCCUGAGUGUUAUUCGUUCGAACAAGGCUGUACAAUCACUGCGGCAUUCGCCAGCGCCGGUGCGGGCCUGGAGCACGGUUUGGGCGUAGAACUGCCCAUAACGCCCGCUAAGUGGCCUGCGGAGAGCGAUGGAGAGCCAUUGUUGGUUUGGGGCGGAUCGAGCAGCGUCGGUGCCUUCGUGAUCCAGACCGCCAAGGCCGCGGGGUACACGGUGUUUUCUACCGCCUCGCCCAAGAAUCAUGCGUAUGUCAAGUCGCUCGGCGCCACCGAGGUGUUCGAUUACCACGAUCCGGACGUCGUUAGCAAGAUCCGUGCCUCAGUUGGCCCAAACCUCUCAAAGAUCUUCGACAGCAUCUCCGAGAACGGCUCAAUCGAAGCCUCCGUAGCGAGCAUCACAGCUCCCUCGGGGAUCGUAGCCGUCAUCCUCGCUCCCAAGGCAGAGCAGUCCACCGCAACCGUUCGCGUUGUCCAAACCGGCGCUCUCAAGACGUCGGAACCCGAGAUCGGCCAGCGGGUGUUUGGACUCUUGAACGCUCUCCUCCAGAACGGGAGCCUUGUGCCUAAUCCUAUCAAGAUCAUGCCUGGAGGAUUGUUGGGCGUGAAUGAGGGCCUCCAGCUGGGGAGAGAGCAUAGGAUCUCUGGGGAGAAACUUGUGUAUGUGGUCGCUGAUACCAAGUUUUGA